Molecule: messenger RNA, 1017 nt
Organism: Lampris incognitus (smalleye Pacific opah)
Lineage: Eukaryota; Metazoa; Chordata; Actinopteri; Lampriformes; Lampridae
Gene: nkx2.3
Product: NK2 homeobox 3
Exons: 2
Coding region: 1-1017 (338 amino acids)
Biological process (GO): cell differentiation; regulation of transcription by RNA polymerase II
Cellular component (GO): nucleus
Molecular function (GO): DNA-binding transcription factor activity, RNA polymerase II-specific; RNA polymerase II cis-regulatory region sequence-specific DNA binding
Source: RefSeq, a predicted model, not a curated record
AUGCUGCCGAGUCCAGCCAUGAGCUCGUCCACCACGCCUUUCUCCGUCAAGGACAUCCUGAAGCUGGAGCUGCAGCAGCAGUCCCAGCAACACCAGCGGUUCAUCUCGCGCCUGGGACCGGGUCCGCUCCCGGCUCCGUUUCGCUCCCACUCGCCUCCUUCCUGCAUGCUGGCCGGCAGGGACAGCCCGAGUCCCGGCUCGUGCGUGUCGGAGAGCGAGGAGAGGAUGUCGUACGUCAACGCGCACAUGUUGCAGGAGCGACUGGGCGAGUCCGGGCUAGCGGGGGAGAUCUUCGCGAGCCAGAUGCAGAGCCAGUCGGCGAGCCUGGACGCCGAGCAGGAGGACCUGGACACCAAGAGCCGCGUGCCGAUGCCGGGCGAGUGUGAGGAGGCGGACCCGGAGAAACCCUCCAAACAGCAGCGGACCCGGAGGAAACCGCGGGUCCUGUUCUCGCAGGCUCAGGUGUUCGAGUUGGAGCGGCGCUUCAAGCAGCAGCGCUACCUGUCCGCGCCCGAGCGCGAGCACCUGGCCAGCUCGCUGAAGCUCACCUCCACGCAGGUGAAGAUCUGGUUCCAGAACAGGCGAUACAAGUGCAAACGGCAGCGGCAGGACAAGACCCUGGAGAUGGCCGGCCACCACCACCACCCCCACCCCCACCACCACCACCCGCCGCCGCCGCCGCCGCCCCGGAGGGUGGCCGUCCCGGUGCUGGUCCGGGACGGGAGGCCUUGUCUAGCCGGAUCGCAGAACUAUAACACGACCUCCUACGCGGUCGGAGCGCCGAACCCGUACGGCUACAACGGCUAUCCGGCCUACAGCUACAACACGUCGAUGUACUCCAACACCUACUCCUGUACUUACUCCAGCGUGCCCGCCCUGCCGCCCAGCAGCACCGCCGCCAACGCCUUCAUGAACAUGAACCUGGGCAACGUGAGCGCGCAGUCCCAGACCCAGGGCGUCCAGGGCUCGAUGGUCGCACCCUGCCAGGGAGCUCUGCAGGGCAUCCGGGCGUGGUAG